AUGGAACGAUAUUACAAGCGAAAAUCAUCAUCGAUUAGUUCGGACAAUCAUAUUCCAAAUAGUUUAUCUCCAAACUUGGAUAGUUCCAAUCAUAUUCCGAACAGUUCCCCUCCAAUUCCAAGUAGUUCUAAUCGAAUUGGUGGUAAUUCCACUCCACAACAAAAUGAGUUAAAAGUUGAUUUGGAUAAUCUUGAGAGAGACCCCGGAAAGAGAAUUCCAAUGAAGGAUUAUCCUCCAGAUAUUCGAGAUGAGGUCCGAAGAACAUAUAUAUUAAUGGAGCCUUUUAGAGCUAAAGAUCAUGAUUUUCCAUUCACUUUGCAUUCGAAUAAAAAGCGACGGUUCGUUGAUAAUUGGUUGAAGGAAUUUCAUUGGUUGGAAUAUAGUAUAUCUAAAGAUGCUGCAUUUUGCUUUUAUUGCUAUCUAUUCAAAGUCAACUUUGAACAAUCAGGUAGUGACGUCUUUACUGAGGUAGGCUUUCAAAAUUGGAAGCAUGCAAGAGCCUGUUUUGAAAAACAUGUGGGAAUGGUUGGUAGCUUUCACAAUAAAGCUGUUGAAGCUGCUGGUAAUCUAAUGAAUCAAAAGACACAUAUUGAAACAGUUUUGGUCAAACAGUCAGAAGAAGCUCGUAUGGCUUAUCGCACUUGCUUGAAUGCGUCAAUUGAUUGCACUAAGUUUUUGUUGCGACAAGGUCUUUCAUUUCGUGGUCAUGAUGAAAGUGACACUUCAAACAAUAGAGGUAAUUAUUUCGAGCUCUUGCAAUUCCUUGCGGAUCAUGAUGAGAAAAUAAAGGCCGUUGUGUUAGAUAAAGCUCCAGGAAAUCUCAAGCUAAUAGCUCAUUCAAUUCAAAAAGAUCUUGUUCAUUCAUGUUCUAUUGAAACCAUUAAAACUAUCAUAAGUGAUAUGAAGAAUGCUAGGUUCUUUUCUCUAUUGGUUGAUGAGGCACGUGAUGUUUCUAUAAAGGAGCAAAUGGCGGUGGUUUUGCGUUAUGUGGACAAAACUGGGAAAGUCAUUGAAAGGUUUGUAGGAGUUCAACAUGUUCCCGACACCACUUCAAACACAUUAAAGGAGUCUAUUGAUGCCUUCUUUCAUUUCAAUGAGUUGAGCUUCUCCAAUUUACGAGGGCAAGGUUACGAUGGUGCUAGUAAUAUGAAAGGUGAGUUCAAUGGACUCAAGACAAAGACUUUGAAUGAUCAACCUUGUGCAUUCUAUGUUCAUUGCUUUGCUCAUCAACUCCAAUUAGCUCUUGUUGCCGUAACAAAGAAUAAUGUUGAUGUUAACACAUUCUUUCUAUUGGCUAAUAAUGUGGUAAAUAAUAUUGGAGCUUCAUGUAAGCGUCGUGAUGCACUUAGAGAGAUGCAACAAAAAGAACUUAUGAAAGCUCUUGAAAAUGAUUCUCUUAUGACGGGACGAGGCUUAAAUCAAGAAACUAGUCUCAAACGUGCCGGAGCUACAAGAUGGAAUUCACAUUAUGGUACUUUGAUUAGUUUGAUUAUAUGUUCUCAUCCGUGGUCAAUGUGCUUGAAAUGA
Messenger RNA from Malus domestica (apple), 1527 nucleotides. Lineage: Eukaryota; Viridiplantae; Streptophyta; Magnoliopsida; Rosales; Rosaceae. The record is from RefSeq and is a predicted model, not a curated record.